Molecule: messenger RNA, 5348 nt
Organism: Thrips palmi
Lineage: Eukaryota; Metazoa; Arthropoda; Insecta; Thysanoptera; Thripidae
Gene: Afti
Product: aftiphilin
Exons: 8
Coding region: 441-2915 (824 amino acids)
Biological process (GO): intracellular transport
Cellular component (GO): AP-1 adaptor complex; trans-Golgi network membrane
Molecular function (GO): clathrin binding
Source: RefSeq, a predicted model, not a curated record
CUGGAUGAUAAUAGGGCAGUUAUUUAAAUUUUUUCUCAGGUUUGCUGUCCCAACACAUUCCUAAGCAGAUAAAAAUUACUCCAAAAACUCUUAGAGCUACAGUUUGAGGUUCGUAAUAACCUUGUAAGGAUAAGGCAGGCAGCUGGCAGCCCGUUCUACUGCUGACGCCGUUGGGCUGCCUACUGACCAGGCGCCAAGCGAGGUCUGGUGUUCUCUUAUUUUUCUCAUAGUGAGAUUGAUUCUUUCUAAAUUUUUCAUACAAACCUAGGGUGGGUAGGGGAAGCCUUAGCCUUCCCCACUUAGAUUUACGUGCGUUCUAAGAGUGUUUGAACGGGGAUUUGGCACAAUUAAGGUCUAGGUCAUCUUCAUCUUCCAGCUGAGUUGCAGUUACUAUCUGCUUAUUCACAAAUUAAGGUAUCUCAACCUUGCAAGGUUCAAAUAUGCAAAACAUAAUACCGCCUAUCGUGUCCUCGUCUCCCCCUCCUCUUGACCCAAUUGAUGAUGACAAUGAUGAAGAUGAUAAUGAAGACGAGUUUGGAGAUUUCAGCGUUGCUGAUUUUGGGUCUUCUGCGGAUUCUGCAAUGCAGAAGUCAAUACCGGAUACCUCCUGGAAAUUACCUACGUUGAAAUCAGACGUCCUUGAAAAUGGUGUGGUAUCUCUGAAGUUACCUGUAGAAGACACACCACCACAAUCUCAGACUGAAGCCUUAGAAGAUGAAGAAUUGUUUGAGAAUGGUGAUAAUGCUAGUCAUGAUUCAGUUGUGUCUGCCAUUACUGAUUCAGGGAACUGCAGCGCAAGCCAAAACAGCAAUGGGACGUCUCCUAUGCCUGGUGCAGAAGUAGAAGAUGAAGCAGUUCUCAAGUCAGAUGCUUGUCAUCUUCAACAAAAUGGUGGUACAUGUGAAACACCAUGCAAUAGAACAGAUUCUGGUGUGCAGAACUGUACUGUUCCUGUUCCAAACCAAAUUUUAAGUGAUUUCUGUGAAGCAAGGGACAUUGAUGAAAAUAGGACUCUUAAUAUAAGCAAUAAUUCAUUGGCAGAUGGUUCUUACCAACAAUCUGCAUGUACUUUAGUCUCGUCUCCAGCCAAAAAAUUUUCAGAUGAAUUUUCAAGUACGGAACUUGUUGUUGACCAAAAUGAAGGUUCAAAGGCUCAAGUUGUGAUAGCAAACAAUCCUGUAGAGCAAAAAAGUGACACAACUUCAUUUCCUUCAGUAAUGCCUAAAAGUAAUAAUGACGAUUCUGAUGAAUUUGGAGUGUGGAAUAGCAGCACUGUUCCACUUAAACUAAAUAAUUUUCAAUCGAUAGAUUCACAAAGUAACUUAGGCUCUGAACCCAAGUCAGAUCCUGCUACCUUGGCAAAAGUUUCGAAAACGGAGGUAUCCAAGGGUUUCAACGGCCUCGAAGACCAUGAUUGCGUUCGGGGCAUGAUCAUACCGGACAUUCCAGGUUUAGGCGAUUUUGAUGGUGAUGAGGAUGAUGAUGAUGAUUUUGGAGAAUUUCGUGGCAUAGAAUCUCCAGGCAAAUGUUCCUCUGAUGCUCAGAGUAUUGAUGAAUCUAUGAAUGAUGCCCAGUUUCAAUCUCCGUCCAGGAGACCUACGCUAGUGCUCUCAGAUAAUAUUGUUACUGAUAUGUCUGACACUCAAUCACCAUCUACCGUUGAAAAGAACAAGGAUGCUUCUCAGCAACCCACAGAUGCAUCCUCCAUUGAGAUCAAUAUUAGUUCUUUGGAAGAAAAUAGCUCUGUAUUAUGUCAAACAACUAAAGAAGAAAUCAAUGUCAUGCCUUCUACCAGCCUUCAUUCUUCUGAAAUUCCUGCAUUUGCCGAUGAGUUUGCUGACUUUUCACAAGCGGAGAUCGAAGAAAACCCUGCAUCUGAUGGAUGGGCUCAAGCAGCUCGAGCAUCAGCAAUUCAAAAUACAAUGCCAUCCCAAGAUCCAUUGGAAUUUGAUGACUUUGAUGAUUAUGAAUCGGCAGAAUUUCAAUCAGCUGACCCAAAACCAAACAUUGCGCCAUGCCCAAAUUCUCACUUUGACCUGAACAAAAUUCGCUCCACAUUAGGUGAAGUAUUGAAAGAGAACUUUCCUGUUCCUGCUGAAAGCAACAUGUCGACUGAAAUGGAAAAUAUGGGCACAAAUGGUCUCUCUGGACUUAUAUUAGACAUAGAAGAAAGUCCUGUCUGGCAAGGCUUGCGGGACCUUGAGGCCACACCUUCCAUAUCCUUUCAAUGGCCAGGUUCCCAUGCCAAUAGAGGCCUACUGGGUGCCCUCAACAUUGACUCUCGAAACAUACUUUUUGGUCCUAAAUGGAACACAGUAGUUCCCCGCUUUGCUGCAAACCUUGGCUUUAGUCCACUUGAACCAGUCCGUGCAGUCCAAAACCAACCACCUUCUGAACCGUCCCCUAGACCAGAAGUGAUUCAACCUCAGGUAGUGGAGAGCAUCAAACGUUCUUCUUCUGAGCACGGAGAGGUGGUACCUGCUGCUCAAUUUGACUGGAAUGAUAGUGGACUUACCAACCCUCUUGACUCAUCCACUCAUUCGUCACUCCUGGAUCUUGAUCUCCUUGCCUCAUUCGAUAAUCUGGCCUCCUGUCCCUCCCAACCUAUGUCCACCUCUCACGCUGCCGUGGUGUGCCGGAGCUUACUCACUACCAAGGACCCAAACAAUGGUGCUCUUGCAACCACGGCAGCAAGUGGAAACCCAGCUAUGACAACCACGCCUCUGCAGGUGGAACAGCUGCUAGCUUCCUCCAAAAGAACUGCACCGCUGAAUUCUCUGGAGAGAAAGACCAGAGACCCUACAUUAAGCCCUGAAGCAGUUCGUGUUUUGGAUACACUUCCAGAACUGGCAUUUCUUUCUGCCCGUAUGUUAAUGUUUCCAGUUCAUGGAGAUCGCAAUGAGAACAAAUUGUGACAAAAGUGUUGUAAGAGAGGCUAUGGUGUUUUGAAAACUUGACUUCCAUGUAAUUUGAAUUCUGGCACUUGAUCACAUCUGGUCUCUGUGGAUUGCUUUAAAUCAAUUUGAGUUCAAAAUUGGUCUUUUUUCUUUUAAUAAUAUUGUAUGAUUUUUCUCAUAUUAUUUUACUCUCUUUUUAUAAAGUUAAAAUGAAAUGUAAAUUUCCACUUUCUAACAUCUGAAAAUUUUUUGGUCACAUCUGUUUUCUGAUUUUACUUUGUUGUUUUUGCCGAAUUUUAAUGUACUGUACAAUGGUUAGUACUGCAUUGCUUCAUGUUGGUUAGGCAGCAGUGUUAUUUCCUGAACCUUAGGCGAGCAUAUCAACAUUAUUUUUGCUCAUUGUGAAUAGUUGGUCUAAUAUGUAAUUUUUUUAUUGAUAUGUGUUUAUGACAAGAAUUUAACAUUCAAUUGAAGUGUUAACUUAUGUAUUGCUAAAUUGGUUUGCUCAAAGUUCAUGCAGAUGUGAGUGUGUUUGCAUUUUGGUUUCAAGACCAGAGAUGAAAUUGCAAUGCUCAUUACAUCCCAUGUUAAUCCUGUGUUUCAUUGCUUCUCUUCAAAUGUAGCUCUCAACAGUCUCAGGGUAGGUAUGUAUGUUACAGUUUUUAGGUACAGUUUUGGUUUUCUCACUGAAAAAGAAAAGACUUUGUAAUUUAAUGUUGAAAUACUCAAUAGUAAAUGUGUUUUCCUAGCUGUUACCAGAUUAGGAUAAUCAUUGACCUUGUUCCUGCAAGUUUACUGAUGGUCUGAUCUACAUGCUACAGAAAACCACUCUUUGUAAAUUUUGUGCAGUGUUCAUGUACUAUUCCCUGUAAUUUGCUUUGAUGUAUAGGUACUGUAAUAUUUUUUCUAAGUAUUAUAUGGUAAUUUAACAGAAUUUCCACCUUGUUGAUUCUAUCUCUUUGUACAGUGUAAGGUUUCUUAUUUGUAUUUAAUCUGUCUCUAUUUUUUAAUAUUUAACCACAAGGUGUUAUGCUUUAUGUCCGUAUUAUUUACUCCAGAUGAGGUACCCCUUUUUAGAUCCUUCCCAAUGGUAAUUUUCCUCCUCCAUUGACUACAGUUAUUCAGCUUUCCUCUAUUUUUUGUUUGUUUGGUAGCUUUAUCACCCAUACGUGUUCAAAGUUUUGUAAAAAAAAGUAUCUGAGUGACUUAAUGUGUGCUGCUGAAAUUGAACUUAACUUCACUUAAAUGCAUUUGACUGGUUGUGGUUUUUAAAUCCUUAAAUUGGGCAGACACUUUGUAAGAUUGAGGAAUGUAGUCAUUAGUUGUUUCUUUUUUGUUAGCUAAGAAUUAAAUCUUUUUCCCUGGCACUCUAAGCUAUUUUGUGCUAGCUUGUAUUAUUAGACCCAUUAUUAUUUUCUUUAGGAACUCUUGUGAUAUUCGUCAUUUUAUUCCUAGUAUAAUUGUUUUUUGUUGUUUUCCAAUUCUUUGCAGUGCAAUACCUAACCAUUUUCUUCGGGUGCGAUGAAUCUAGUUUUGGCUUACUUGUUUGGUUAUAGUGUAAAUCUACCGUCCAUUUCUGUCGAGCAUGCAGGUUCAUCAGUGUAAUGGUUUUAGAAACCAAACCAUUUGUGUUUUACCCCCUUUCAAAUUCAUUGUUCUCGGAUUAGCUCAGCUUUUUUUGUUAUCAAUCCUAUUAUGUCGUUGGUUUUGUGAAAACUUUAUGGAGAGUAGAGUAGAGGCACGCUUUCCGCUUGUGUCUCAUGUGACUUGCCAGAGCUUUGUUGUUUGGCUUUAAUAGGUUUCUAAGUGAUGCUAUUUUCUUAGGUUCUUUCUGUGAUGGAAGAGAGCUUGGUGGAAAGAUGAUUUGUUUCUGUUUCCAUUUUUUAUCAGCCUUUGACUCCUAAACCCAUGCUUCAGAGUUGUUUAAAAAUUGUUAAAUUGAUGAUGCGAAAAUUAGACGAGACAUUGACAGCGUAUUAUUUUACUUUGAAUCUAGGGAAUUUUUAGUUGUAUUUGAUGAGCUUCUUAAUUGUGUAUUUGAAUUUAGAUGGGAUAGAGAAUGAAAAAAUACUGAUUUGGUGAAUAUUUUUUAGGGGGGUGGUAAAAGCAUUGUGUCUGAUGCUGAAGCAGUAUUUGUGCGAUCUCUAUUGUAUGUGAGCACAUAUGCAUAUUGUGAGUGCAUUGUUGUAGUCAAAAAUUUGAAAUCAACAUUCCCUUUUACUAUGUACUUACCCACUAAUGAAACAUGUCCAGAUGCAAUAAUUGUGAUAAACUUGAUUGAGUUAACAAGCCUUUCAAGAUUUUGUUUAAUGUUGGGUUGAUCCAUGUAGCCAGUUUUCCAUUCUGAUUUAGAAGGAAUUGGAUCAUACUUCAUGUUCCACAGGUUUCUGUCCAUGAAUGAUAUUUUUCAGAAAUGUGACAAUGUUUAAGAAUAAAAUUGUAUUCAAUUUA